Gasterosteus aculeatus aculeatus (three-spined stickleback) is the source of this 2013-nucleotide messenger RNA. RefSeq names its product Rh family, C glycoprotein a (gene rhcga). NCBI's taxonomy places the organism in Eukaryota, Metazoa, Chordata, Actinopteri, Perciformes, Gasterosteidae. The record is from RefSeq and is marked provisional. Gene Ontology annotation, molecular function: ammonium channel activity. Gene Ontology annotation, cellular component: plasma membrane. Gene Ontology annotation, biological process: ammonium transmembrane transport; ammonium homeostasis.
GGCCCUGCAAGCAGUGAUCGCAGCAUCAUUCCAAGACCGUUCUCAACAUGGGGAACUGUGCAGAUUGCUUGAGAGGUUUUUUCUGCCCGCCAAAGAACACCAACAUCCGUAUUAGUCUGCCGGCUGUCUGCUUCGUAUGGCAGAUUGCAAUGAUCGUACUGUUUGGCGUUUUCAUCCGGUACGAUGCAGAAUCAGACAUACGACUGUGGCUACAGCUCAAACAUACUAACAACAUCACCAGCGACAUCGAGAAUGACUUCUACUUCAGAUACCCCAGCUUCCAGGAUGUCCACGUCAUGAUCUUUGUUGGAUUCGGUUUCCUCAUGACCUUCCUGAAACGCUACAGCUUCGGCGGUGUGGGCUUCAACUUCCUGAUCGGUGCCUUUGGUCUGCAGUGGGCUCUUCUCAUGCAAGGCUGGUUCCACGCGCUGGACCCCACCACCGGAAAGAUCUCCAUUGGAGUAGAAGGUCUGAUCAACGCUGACUUUUGCGUUGCCGCCUCUCUGAUCGCCUACGGCGCCCUGCUGGGCAAAGUGAGCCCCGUCCAGCUGAUGGUUGUCACCUUGUUUGGCGUCACACUGUUUGCUGUGGAGGAAUACAUAAUCCUCAACCUCCUUCAUUGCCGGGAUGCCGGUGGCUCCAUGGUCAUUCACUGCUUCGGAGGGUACUACGGUUUGACCAUCUCCUGGAUUCUCUACCGACCAAAGCUCCACCAAAGCAAACGCCUCAAUGGAUCCGUCUACCACUCUGACGUAUUUGCUAUGAUUGGCACACUGUUCCUGUGGAUGUUCUGGCCAAGUUUCAACUCGGCCAUCACAGACCACGGCUCUGGACAGCACAGAACCGCCAUCAACACCUACAUCGCCCUCGCCUCCUCUGUGCUCACCACCGUGGCCAUCUCCAGCGCGUCUGAGAAGAGAGGAAAGCUGGACAUGGUGCACAUCCAGAAUGCCACUCUGGCAGGUGGUGUUGCCAUGGGAACCGCAGCGGAGUUCAUGAUCACUCCUUACGGUGCGCUCAUCGUGGGUUUCUGCACAGGAAUCAUCUCCACCUUUGGCUACCUGUUUGUCUCGCCCUUCAUGGAGAAAUACCUGAAAAUCCAGGAUACGUGUGGUGUUCACAAUCUGCACGCUUUGCCCGGGAUGCUCGGAGGCUUCAUAGGGGCCAUUGUUGCUGCUGCCGCCACUGAAGAGGUCUACAGCAGGGAGGGGUUGAUCGAGACGUUUGACUUUGAAGGCGAAUUUGCAGACAGAACGGUAGGAACCCAGGGAGGCUUCCAGGCGGCCGGCGUCUGUGUGGCUAUUGCAUUCGCAGUCGUUGGUGGAGCGGUUGUUGGUCUCAUUCUGAGGUUGCCUAUCUGGGGUGACCCCGCUGAUGACAACUGCUUUGACGAUGAAGUGUACUGGGAGGUUCCUGAGGAUGAGGAGGGGAUCCCUCCUGUUUUGGAGUACAACAAUCACAUGACACACAAACACCAAGACAUAUCCGAGUCAAACUUCUCUGUGGAACAAAGUUAGAAAAUCGGUCAAAUUGGUGAAACAAUAAUAGGAGCCAUGUGCAGUUUUACAAAGAAUGAAGAAGGUUCAUGUUAUGAUGGCUGUAAUUAGAUUUUUCAUGAAUGGUUUAAUUUUGAAGAAUUUGAAAUUACUUACAUUUUUUUUUUGUUUUGGCAAAAACUUCAAAUGAUUUUCAGAUGCUUAAUAACUGUAAAAUAUCGAGUUCUGAAUUAAUUUGUCCUUGAUGGGAGGUUGAAGACUGUUAAUGCUGUGUAAGUUGAUUAUAAUGCACAGAAGAACUGUGUUAGAAGAAUCAGUUGUUGUACAUUUUUAUCCAUAAUAACCAUAGAACCUUUAAUAGCCUUUUAAAACUAUUAGUGAUGUCAUUCAUGUUUUUAAUUCUAUUUCUCAAUAAUGAAGACUGUAAGAAUAAUCAAAAGUAUUUAUGCAGCCAAAUUAGACCAUUUUGGAGUUUUUUGUCUUCUUUUAAGUGAUGUAUAGGUUUUUGUAAAUUGUG